Messenger RNA from Lacerta agilis (Sand lizard), 3067 nucleotides. Its product is annotated as oocyte zinc finger protein XlCOF6-like. The transcript is spliced from 3 exons. Bases 186 to 2783 code for a protein of 865 amino acids. Gene Ontology annotation, molecular function: RNA polymerase II cis-regulatory region sequence-specific DNA binding; DNA-binding transcription factor activity, RNA polymerase II-specific. The record is from RefSeq and is a predicted model, not a curated record. Gene Ontology annotation, biological process: regulation of transcription by RNA polymerase II. Lineage: Eukaryota; Metazoa; Chordata; Lepidosauria; Squamata; Lacertidae.
AAGCGGGUGGCCAGAGAAAGAGAAGACAAAGAGGCAACAGAGAAGGCAUUCAGAAUUCUGAGAGGCCACCUGCAAUUUCACUGGGAAUAAUGAAGAGAACAUUAAAAUGUGUGUCAUAUGUUUCGGCCAGUGUAUGCACUUAGUUAACAGCAGUGAUUCAAGCAGUUGAGAAAACAUUUGAAACUAUGGAGUACAGAAAGAGCUUGAACUGGAGUGAAACUCCUAUGAAACAUCAACAAACUCGCACAGGAGAGAAGUCAUUUAAAUGUAUGCAGUGUGGAAAGAGCUUCAGUACGAAGGGAAGCCUUACAAGACAUCAACGAACUCACACAGGGGAGAAACCAUUUAAAUGUUUGGAGUGUGGAAAAAGCUUCAGUGAAUGUGGUAAGCUUAGACUACAUCAACGAACUCAUACAGGGGAGAAACCCUUUAAAUGUUUGGAGUGUGGAAAGAGCUUCAGUGAUAAUGGGCACCUCAGAAGGCAUCAACAAACUCAUACAGGGGAGAAACCCUUUAAAUGUUUGGAGUGUGGAAAGAGCUUCAGUGAUAAUGGGAAACUCAGAACCCAUCAGCGAACUCAUACAGGGGAAAAACCAUUUGAAUGUAUGGAAUGUGGAAAGAGCUUCAGUGAUAAUGGGAAACUCAGAACCCAUCAGCGAACUCAUACAGGGGAAAAACCAUUUGAAUGUAUGGAAUGUGGAAAGAGCUUCAGUCAAAGUGGAUAUUUUAAAAUGCAUCAGCGAACUCAUACAGGGGAGAAACCAUAUAAAUGUUUUGAGUGUGGAAAGAGCUUCAGUUGGAGUGGAGACCUUCGAAAACAUCAUCGAACUCACACAGGGGAGAAGCCAUUUAAAUGUUUGGAGUGUGGAAAGAACUUCAUUGAUAUUGGGAACCUCAGAAGCCAUCAGCAAACUCAUACAGGGGAGAAACCGUUUAAAUGUAUGGAGUGUGGAAAGAAUUUCCGUAAUAAUGGGAAUCUCAGAGACCAUCAGCGAACUCACACAGGCGAGAAACCAUUUAAAUGUUUGGAGUGUGGAAAGAGCUUCAGUCAAAGUGGGAAUUAUAGAAUACAUCAGCACACUCACACAGGAGAGAAACCUCAUAAAUGUAUAGUGUGUGGAAAGAGCUUCACUUCAACCAAAAAUCUUAGACUACACCAAAGACAUCACACAGGGGAAAAACCAUUUAAAUGUAUGGAAUGUGGAAAGAGUUUCAGUCAAAGUGGAACCCUUCAAAUGCACCAUCGAACUCACACAGGGAAGAAACCAUUUAAAUGUAUGGAGUGUGGCAAGAGUUUUUGUUAUAGUGUAACCCUUAGAGUACAUCAACAAACUCAUACAGGGGAGAAACCCUUUAAAUGUUUGGAGUGUGGAAAGAGCUUCAGUGAUAAUUGGAACCUCAGAACCCAUCAGCGAACUCAUACCGGGGAGAAACCAUUUGAAUGUAUGGAAUGUGGAAAGAGCUUCAGUCAAAGUGGAAAUUUUAAAAUGCAUCAGCAAACUCAUACAGGGGAGAAACCAUAUAAAUGUUUCGAGUGUGGAAAGAACUUCAGUGAUAAUGGGUACCUCAGAACCCAUCAGCGAACUCAUACAGGGGAGAAACCAUAUAAAUGUUUCGAGUGUGGAAAGAACUUCAGUGAUAAUGGGUACCUCAGAACCCAUCAGCGAACUCAUACAGGGGAGAAACCAUAUAAAUGUUUCGAGUGUGGAAAGAGCUUCAGUUGGAGUGGAGACCUUCGAAAACAUCAUCGAACUCACACAGGGGAGAAGCCAUUUAAAUGUUUGGAGUGUGGAAAGAACUUCAUUGAUAAUGGGAACCUCAGAAGCCAUCAGCGAACUCACACAGGGGAGACACCAUUUAAAUGUAUGGAAUGUGGAAAGAGCUUUGGUCGCCGUGAUAACCUUACAAUACAUCAACGAAUUCACACAGGGGAGAAACCAUUUAAAUGUUUGGAGUGUGGAAAGAGUUUCAGUCAAAAUGGAAACCUUAGACUACAUCAGAAAACUCACACAAGGGAGAAACCAUUCAAGUGUAUGGAGUGUGGAAAGAGCUUCUAUGAAAGUGGGUCCCUUCGAAUACAUCAGGCAACUCACACAGGGCAGAACCCAUAUAACUGUAUAGAGUGUGGAAAGAGCUUCAGUCAAAGUGGAAAUUUUAAAACACACCAAAGAACUCACACAGGGGAGAAACCAUUUAAAUGUAUGGAGUGUGGAAAGACCUUUAGUCAUGGUGGAGUCCUUAGAAUACAUCAACGAACUCACACAGGGGAGAAACCAUAUAACUGUAUGGAGUGUGGAAAAAGCUUCACUUCAACCAAAAACCUUAGACUUCACCAAAGAACUCACACAGGGGAGAACCCAUAUAAAUGUAUGGAGUGUGGAAAGAGCUUCAGUCAAAGUGGAAGUUAUAGACUACACCAAAGAACUCACACAGGGGAGAAACCAUUUAAAUGUAUGGAGUGUGGAAAGACCUUCAGUAAUAGUCAACACCUUAAACUGCACCAAAGAACUCACACAGGGGAGAACCCAUAUAACUGUAUGGAGUGUGGAAAGAGUUUCAGUCAAAGUGGAAAUUAUAAAAGGCACCAAAGAACUCACACAGGGGAGAAACCAUUUAAAUGUAUGGAGUGUGGAAAGAGUUUCACUCGUAGUGCAACCCUUAGAAGCCAUCAACGAACUCACACAAAGAAACCAUUUAAAUGUAUGGAGUGUGGAAAGUGCUUCCGUCAAAGUGUACUCCUUAAGAAUCAUCAGCGAACUCACCCCAGAAAAAAGAGCAUUUAAAUGUGAGGAUUGUGUUUGGAAAGAGCUUUACUGAUAGUGGAGCAUAUGGAUUUAAAUAUAUGGAGUGAGGAAAGAUCUUUAGUCAUAGUGAAAACCUCGCAAAACAAUAGUGAACUCUCAUGGGAAGAAACCAUUUAAAUGCAUGGAGUGUGGAAGGAGCUUCAAUUUGAGUGUAGAUCUUAAUAUAUAUCAGCUGUUAGAUGCAUAGUGUAUAUGUGAAGUUCUGGUGUCUACAUGUAAUGUUGUACCCACGUAUUCAAGUUAAGGUAAAGGGACCCCUGACC